AUUCAGCAGGAGGACGUAGGCGCUUCUUCAUGUUUUGGCAGUUUCUCACCGAUAAAGCUACACGGAUAUAGAGCCUAUCAAGGAGACAGACCACCAGGAUUUUUAGUGGUUAUCCACGACAAAGCUACGAUGCUACUGACUGGGCAGUGACUGUCAGUGUGAGCUGGUUAGUGCUGCUUCACAAUGGCGGAUGGAAAUGAUGAUGAUGUCAUCCACCUGGCCAGCUUCAACGUGCACCGGAGCCAAGGCUCUCGUGCAGGUCAGAAGGAGUUCAUCACCAUUUCCGACGACUCGGAUGAAGAGCCAGUGACCUUUUUACCCGGCAGUCCGGUUUUAGUCCCAGACGAUGGCGAUGACGACGACGUCAGCAUACUAGAGGUACCGCUUCCGGCACGCAGGAAUAUAAUCCGCCAAGCAGCCAAAUGGAGUGGGAUCUUACACAACCCGGGUCAAAGCAGCGAGACGGCCGCCGCCGGGGACCUGGGCUCCGCCGCCUCUACCUCCAGAGACAUCAGGACGAACCAGCCGGCCACACACACGUCGACCACGGCGCUCCCCACCCCGGCGUUGCCCGCACAGCUUCAGCCAAAGCACCCCGCAUCUGUGCGGUUCCGGGACAACACGCCGGCCCGUCCCGCCGACACCCCGUCUACCUCUAAGCCGUCUGGGACAGCCACCGUUUUUCAGGUUCAGCCGAGCACGUCGGGACCCCUCCCGGGCCCCUCGGCGUGCGUACUGCGGCAUCAGCGAUGUGAAGCUGCAACCGCGGCGUGUUCCUCCACCAAGCCUCAGGAGACGGCGAGUACGAGCGGACGCGCAGCAGCAGUGCACGGUACUCAGGCCAGUACGUCGUCUGCGCAUGCACGGACUCAGCCGCAGCCGGGCACGUCUGCGCAGCACAAGGUCUUCCAGAUGAGCCUGGUUGUGUUUCCGCAGCCGCCCAGCAUCCGGGCGUCGGCGCUCAUAACCCAGCCUCAGCCGCAGCAGCGGCCCAUGAACUUCCCGUCGCACAAUCAGCCGCAGGGCAAUCUGGUCCAGAUCGAGCCGCAGCCCCUGGCCCAGGCCCCCGCCCAGACGCCUCAGGCUGCGCCCGUCGUCCCACCCGCGGUUCUAAUCGCCGCCGCCCCAGAGAGAUUAGGUCCUCCUGAGGCGGGCCACCGGAUCAUCCUGGGGAGCCAGGCGCCGGCGGAGGCCGUCCCGGAUCCUCCGCCGCAGGCCUCCGUGGCGGUGGCACCCGCCCACGAAGUCCGGCCGGCCAACCUGCCGGUGCCCCAUGACGGAGGAGGGGCUGCCGGGCUCGUCCUGGCCCCAAACCCAGAGCAGGUAAAUCCAGCGCCAGCUCUGGUGGCCGUCCCCCCUGCACCCGAGGCCGUUCCCCAGAUAGAGGACGCCAGACCCGGACCCUCGGCACCGCAGGGCGGACUGGACCAGCAGCCUCACGUUAGAGCCCUCAUCACUGGAGUUCUGGAUUUACUCCCAGACGUCCAGGAAGCGUAUGUAGCAGAACUGAUCCUGAGGAAUAAUGUGAAAGACUUGAAUGUGAUCUGCAACCUGCUGCUGGAGAAUCCAGAGUAUCCGAGGAGGGAGGCGGCUGCAGCCACAGCCGCUCCCACCAGCAUCCUGCUGGAGUCAGGAGACGUGCAGGCGGAGGUGACCGAGGACCUGUUCGACUACGCCAAGCUGAGCACGGUGGGGCCCAUGGUAAUCAUGCAGGCUGCCGACUUGCUGAUGGCAGACUUCAGGAUGCUCAGCUGUCAGGACAUCAAAUGGGCCCUGAACGCCCUGAAGGGACACUAUGCAAUCACACGCAAGGCCUUAUGUGAAGCUCUGAAGAAGUGGCAGGAAUCCGGCGACUCGUCCGGAAAGAGGCGACGGAGCAGGACCUCGUCGGAGCGCUGCUACAUCGAUUUUCACUUUGAGCACGGUUCUUACAAGUUGGACAGAAGGAUGUAUUUUCUGGAGAACGACCGGCGCUACUGCAGGACGUACAACAACCUGGAAGGUUCUGUCCAAAAGGAGCUGACGUUCUACCAGCAGAAGGCCAAGGAGUGGGCAGAGCACGAAGACUUCCUCCUUGCUCUGCAGGUCAACGAAGAUGAAUACAAGAAGGACGGUCAGCUGAUCGAGUGCGGCUGCUGCUACGGGGAGUUUGCCUUUGAGAAGAUGACGCAGUGCUCGGACGGACACCUGUUCUGCAAAGAGUGCCUGGUCAAAUACGCUCAGGAGGCCGUGUUCGGCUCCGGCAAGUCAGAGCUGAGCUGCAUGGAGGACGGCUGCCCGUGCUCCUAUCCCAUGUGCGAGCUGCAGAAGGUCCUCCCCGACAACAUCCUGUGCAAAUACAACGAGAGGCAGGCGGAGGAGGCGGUGGCGGCCACCUGCGCCGACGAGUUAGUGAGGUGUCCGUUUUGUAACUUCCCGGCCUUGUUGGACAAAGACAUGUCUCUGUUUAGCUGUCCUAACCCGCGCUGCCGCAAGGAGAGCUGCAGGAAGUGUCACGUCCAGUGGAAGCAGCAUGUGGGAAAAACCUGCGAGCAGGUUCUGGAGAGGGACGAGAUCCGCAUGAGAGUUCUGUUCGAGGAGCGGAUGACGGCGGCGCGGGUCAGGAAGUGCGUGAAGUGCGGGACGGGCCUGGUGAAGUCGGAGGGCUGCAACCGGAUGUCGUGCCGCUGCGGCAGCUUCAUGUGCUACCUGUGCCGGGAGCCCAUCACAGGCUACAACCACUUCUGCCAGCACGCCCGCUCCCCUGGCGCCCCCUGCAGGCACUGUCGAAAAUGCUCGCUCUGGACCGACCCCACGCAAGAUGACGAGCGAAUCAUCCAGGAGAUCCAGAAGGAGGGCGAAGCUGAGCUGAGCAAGAAGUGUGCAGAUAAUUCAGGGAAGAGGGUCGGCCCGCCCCCUGAGGCCAUCAAAGACUCUAAACGGCCCCGUGUGGGUCCGCCCCCGGAGAACCCCCCCCAGCCCAACGCCCCGCCCGCCAUCCCCCAGGCGGUUCAGGCCCCCCUUUUCGUCCCCCCUCGCGCCCGCUACCACCCUCCGGCUCCGGCGCCGCCGCAGGGCCGGAUCUACCACCCCAUCAUCAUCCCGCGGUUGCCCCCAGCGCCCUACGUGCCCCCGCUGCAGCACGUGCCCCCCCUGAACAAUAACAACAACAACCAGCACAACCACAACCCGCCCUUCAUGGACCUGCCCAUGCACUACGGACCCCCACCACACUACUACAGACGCUACUGAGAGCGCGACCCGAACCGAAUCGACGGACCGCUGAGGCAGAUUCUGUCCGGUUUCUACAGAUAUUUUUGAGUAAUAAAAUUGUAUAAAAGUGGAAAAAAAACAACAACAAAAAAAAAACAUAUUGAAGUUUAGCAUUCCCUUCUGUAUUUUUGUCUAACAGGUGUGAAUUUUCUAAUAAUAAAGUUUUCUUCACGAUGCCUCAGAA
Poecilia latipinna (sailfin molly) is the source of this 3436-nucleotide messenger RNA. RefSeq names its product ring finger protein 216 (gene rnf216). Lineage: Eukaryota; Metazoa; Chordata; Actinopteri; Cyprinodontiformes; Poeciliidae. The record is from RefSeq and is a predicted model, not a curated record. The coding region runs from base 184 to 3231 and encodes 1015 amino acids. The transcript has 18 exons.